Messenger RNA from Zootermopsis nevadensis, 3043 nucleotides. RefSeq names its product putative ATP-dependent RNA helicase Dbp73D (gene Dbp73D). Lineage: Eukaryota; Metazoa; Arthropoda; Insecta; Blattodea; Termopsidae. Gene Ontology annotation, molecular function: nucleic acid binding; ATP binding. The record is from RefSeq and is a predicted model, not a curated record.
UAGAAGUAACCGUGAAUGGUGUGGUGUUGUUAUAUGUGGGAGUGAUUUUUUUUAAUUUGCGUGUUUCAAAGGUUGUGUUUAUCUCAUUAACAGGAAUUAAUUCAAACACAUAAAUUAUGGAUCUUUUCGUCGUUAACAGAUAUUUUGGAGAUGAUGCUGAAGAAAAUAAAGAUUUAGAUGAACAGGCAAAACUUGCAGUACUUCUUUCAAAGAUCGAGGAAAGAAAAAAGCAGAGGGAGGCAGUUCAGAAGUCUAAAGUUAAUUCUGAAUCAUUUGAUACAAAUUUUCAUGUUGGUAAUGAUACUGUACCAUCAGUAAAUUCGCAUGAAAGCGAACAAAAUGAAAUCAAGACGAAGCACAAACACAUAUAUUCUCCACACGGUAAAACAACUGGUGAUAAUGAUGCCGUAGUUGUAUCACAGAAGGAAGGUACUACACAAAGGAAGAACAAGAGGAAACGGAAGGAAAUACAUGAUUCUGAAGAGGGUGAAGACAAUGUGGGAGGAAAUGUAGAAGCAAAGACUGUCAAGAAAAUAGAGGGAUUUACAGUUAUUGGGACUGAUAAGUUCAAAAAGAGACAAAAGGUGAAGCGAGUAUUGCCUCACUGGCUGGCCAACCCAUCAGUAGUAUCAGUGAACCUCCAGCAGUUGACUACAACUGUUAAAGACAUUCCAGGUCUUGACAGGGACAUUGUGAGUGCACUGAAACGCAACAAGAUCACCCACUUCUUUCCAGUGCAGGCCCAGGUGAUCCCUUGGCUUCUAGCAGCCCACAGCACACAGACUCAGUACUGGCCGCACGACGUGUGUGUGUCUGCACCUACUGGCAGUGGCAAGACCCUCACUUUUGUCAUCCCCAUUGUACAGGCACUGCGUCAUCGUGUGGUGCUACAAGUGCGGGCACUGGUGGUUCUUCCAGUGCAGGACCUCGCUGUGCAAGUUUAUCAUGUGUUCCUCACAUACACGCAGCAUACAGACCUGAAGGUGGCACUUAUCACUGGCCAGACCUCCUUCUGCAAGGAACAGCAGCAGCUUGUUGCCUCAAGUGCUGUGAGCGGAUACCGAAGUUUGGUUGAUAUAGUAGUGACAACCCCAGGUCGACUGGUUGAUCACCUGCAGUCCACUCCAGGCUUCGUACUGAAACAUUUGCGUUUCCUGGUGAUUGACGAAGCUGAUCGCGUUAUAGAAAAUGUCCAGAAUGACUGGCUGUACCAUUUGUACUCUCACAUCAAUGUCGGUAAUUCAUCCAGUUGUCACCCUCCUGCCCUCACAGUAGCGACAUUAGAAUCAACCUCCUGUCCACCUCCUCAGAAGCUCCUGUUCUCUGCGACACUCACACAGGAUCCUGAGAAACUGCAGCAACUUGGGCUUUUCCAGCCCAGACUGUUCACCUCAGUUGUUGGCAAUGACCAAUUGGAAGAUAGAGGUAAAGGUGAGGCAGUGAGGGGAGACUUUGUUGGGAAGUUCACAACACCUGCGGAGCUGAGUGAAUAUAUCUGUAUUGUGACACCAGAGAGCAAGCCUCUGAUCUUACACUACAUCAUCACAUCCAACAGUUGGCAGCAUGUACUGGUAUUUGUCGGUUCACGGAAAGACGCCCAUCGUUUAUCAUUGCUUCUGUCUCACCUUGGGCGGAAUAGCUUUAAGGUUGCCGAGAUCUCAUCUAGGCUGUCACGUCCUGCUAGGGAGAAAGUCCUGGCGAAGUUUGCAGCCGGAGGAAUUGACGUGUUGAUAAGUUCUGACGCAUUGGCACGUGGUAUGGAUAUUGAAGGAGUGGAAUAUGUUGUGCUGUACAGCGAACCAAAGUCGGUGAAGAACUACAUCCAUAGAGUGGGACGCACUGGGAGGGCAGGCAGAAGUGGUACUGCAGUUACAUUUCUACUGGACAGUCAGGUGGCACAGUUUAAUGAGAUGCUGGGUGUAGCUGGAAAGGGCUCCUUACAGAAAAUUGACGUACAAGAGUCACAGCUUGAGGAAUUGGAAGACAAGUACAAGGCUGCACUGGAACAACUCAAAGAGAAUCUUGAGAAAGAAGAGAAGCAGCGGCUGAAGGUAGAAAAACGAAGCAAGAAGCGGGAUCCCUCGAUACAGAAAUGUCGUGACAGAAAGAGUCGCUUCAAAGUUAGGAAACAGAAGAAGGUGGAUAAAGGUACGGCUGUCGGUACAUGAGAGGUGUGUUGUUACGGUAAUCCCUCCGUGAACUUUGCCUUGAAAUCCGUUGUUUUUAUAUUGUUUCCUUAAAAGAAUUGAAAAUAAUAGACAAUUAUGUAUUACCUCAUCUACCAUUCUUAUUCAAUAUGUCCCAAAAUAUAAUUAUACAUAUAACUGGUUAUGAACCAGGCUACUCGAGUCAAUAGAUAGAGCAGUUUCUGGCAGGACAGCAAAGAUUCGUGGCAGAGACAAGUUCUUUAUAUUGGCCAUCCUGUCUAUAUCAGUUUAAGGGAACAACCAGCAUCCUAUCUCAUAUGCUCUGGGGACUGUACCCUGCAGGUUAAGUGGGUUUUCGGCAUGAAAGCAGCUACUAACCUCCAUCUACUUUUGGACUGAACUUGAACACCAUUUUAAACAUGUAGGUGGCUACGCUGAAUGUACAACGAGAAUUAACACAAAUUUUGAAGUGUCUUUGUAUUUUAAGUGCAAUACCAGUUUUGAUAGAAGCAUGCGGUCAGUUUUCAUUGGAGUCCUCCUACAUUUGAUAUCGUGAAUUAAGUUUGGAAGAAUUUUGUGUGUGUUUCCCUCUCCAUGUUCUAGAGUCAGGCUUUAAGGUAGUCUAAAUUGUACCUAAUUAGGCAGACAUGUUAUAAACAGAGGUAGGUAUUAGUGAUAUUUGCUAGCCUUAUAAAAUAUUUAUUCUUCUAUAAAGCAAGUAGCACGCAUGAACAAAAAGUGAAUACUGUUUUUUAAAGGUUAAAUUGAAGAAAAAAUCAUGUGUGUGUAUGGUUUAUAAAAUUUAAUCAGCGGUUUCUACUAACAGAAAUAAUCUACUGACUGCAAUUUAAUUGUAUUAAUUAGAAAUAUUUAUGCAAUACAGUUGCUGUAUGUUA